CUCAGCGUUGUGAUUAACGUCAAACUGUUAGAAUGCCCUAUGAUAAAAAAAUAAUAAAUUUAUAUAAUGAAUGUACCAAGUAAUUUUAUUUUUUGGGUGUAAAAUUUUUAUUGAAAAACAUAUAAUUUGGAAUGAGAUGGAAGUAAAACAAGAAUUUAGUGACGACACCUGCAAAAUCGAAAUAUAUUGUAAUAAGGUAGAUGAUGCUCUUUUAGAUGGCUUGAAAAGUGAAAUUAAAGAGAAUCCUAGUGGAGAAACUACUCAUAAUCCAUGUAAUUAUGUAGAUUUACAGGAAUUCUCCUUAAAAACUUCCAUAGAAGAUGAAAAUCAACUGAUGUUAUUGGAAGAAAAACAAUCAAAUAUAGACUUUCCUGAAGAUGCGGAUGCUAUGGAAGUUAUGAAAUCAAUAGAUGAAGAUUUGUCUAAUAAAGAACAGCCUGUCAGUCAACCUCCAGAAGAAAAAACAUUGAAAUGUGCAAUUUGUGAUAAACAGUUCCUUAAAAAAUUAUAUUUAAAUCGUCAUAUGAAAACUCACACUGGGAAAAAACCUUUCAAGUGUGAAAUUUGCUUUAAGCAGUUUGGGCAAAAAACUUAUUUGAAAACACAUAUGACAGUGCAUACUGGAGAAAAGCCGUACCAGUGUGAAAUUUGUUUUAAGCAAUUUAUUCAAGCAGGAAAUUUGAAAAUACAUUUGAGGGUGCAUACCGGAGAAAAGCCGUAUAAGUGUGAAAUUUGUUUUAAGGAAUUUAGCCAAGCAAAUAGUUUCCAAACACAUUUGAGGGUGCAUAGUGGGGAAAAAGCUUACAAGUGUGAACUUUGUUCUAAGCAAUUUACUACAGCACAACAUUUAAAAUAUCAUAUAAGAACGCACACUGGAGAAAAACCAUACCAGUGUGAAAUUUGUUUUAAGCACUUUCUUAAUAGGUCAAAAUUGAAGAAUCAUUUGAGGGUGCACACUGGAGAAACGUCUUACAAGUGUGAAAUUUGUUUGAAGACGUUGACUACAGCAAGAACCUUGAAAAGUCAUAUGAUUUUGCACACUGGAGAAAAACCGUACCAGUGUGAAAUUUGUUUUAAGCAAUUUGUUAAAAGGUCAACAUUGAAGAAUCAUGUGAGACUUCACACUGGAGAAAAACUUUGCCAGUGUGAAAUUUGUUUCAAAUCGUUUACUCAAGCAUCCGAUUUGAAAACACAUAUGAACGUGCACAUUGAAGAAAAACCAUAUAAGUGUGAAAUUUGUUUUAAGAAGUUUACGCAAGCGAGUAAUUUGAAUAGACAUAUGAAAGUGCACACCGAAGAUAAACCAUACGAGUGUGAAAUUUGUUGUAAGCAAUUUCGUGAAAAAGGAACUUUGAAAUUUCAUUUGAGAUUGCACACUGGAGAAACGCCUUACAAGUGUGACAUUUGUUUUAAGCAGUUUACUCAAGCAAGUCAUUUGAAACCACAUAUGAGGGUGCACACUGGAGAAAUGCCUUAUAAGUGUGAAAUUUGUUUCAAGCAGUUCACUUAUAAAAGCUCUUUGGAUGUUCAUACAAAAGUUCACACAGGAGAAAAACCUUAUAGGUGUGAAAUUUGUUUUAAGCAGUUUUCUCAGAAAGGGCAUUUUGAGAUACAUUUGAGAAUUCAUAAAAGAUAAAACCUUCUAAGUACCGUGUCCACAUUUUAGGCGUGGGUUUUUUUCCUGGAAUCCGUCUGUUGUGAACCGGUCGUACUGUAGCCACUUCGCUUAUUGUACCAUUGUCUUCCAUUCCUUUAUGAAACCCAUUCCAGAAUUCUGGAUCCCUGUACCAGCUUAUACAGGUCCAGCUUAUACAGGUCCAGGAGAAAAACCUUAUAGGUGUGAAAUUUGUUUUAAGCAGUUUUCUCAGAAAGGGCAUUUUUUUGAGAUACAUUUGAGAAUUCAUAAAAGAUAAAACCUUCUAAGUACCGUGUCCAAAUUUUAGGCGUGGGUUUUUUUCCUAGAAUCCGUCUGUUGUGAACCGGUCGUACUGUAGCCACUUCGCUUAUUGUACCAUUCUGAACCUCGGAGGUAAACUACACUAUGUCGACAUGGUGUUUUUUAACAAGUUUUUUAAAUCCACUUUUCUUAAUAGUCGGAUUAUAGAAAUUGAUUAUAUAAUAUCAUUAAAAUAUAGACGUAUUGUCUACCAACCCAUUGUAGCAUAUAUCAGAUUUUUUAAAACAUUCUAAGUGCUCUAAACUUUGUUGCAAACACACGGUAAACACAGUUGCUCGAAAUGACAUAGUGUAGUUUACCUCCGAGGUCCAGCAUUGUCUUCCAUUCCUUUAUGAAACACAUUCCAGAAUUCUGGAUCCCUGUACCAGCUUAUACAGGUCCAGAUGGGUGGGUACCAUAUAUAUUUGGAGUCAUUUUGAUGUCUCCGAAAAGUGUUUGCCGCCUUCGAUCCAAUGCCUCACAGUCAUGCAAGAUAUGGUUGGCUGUAUGCAGGUGACCCUUAACUGGCGCAUGCCCAGUGAGGAAACCUUUUAUAAUUCUGUGCUGAUUCCUGCUUGUUUUCAGCAGAAAUUCAGCCCUUCUAGCAUAUGUCCGUUUGAUAUACAUCUUGCCAUGUGUUUGACCGGAUAUACUCUCUCUGUGUGGGUUAUGUUAAAUUCGGAUCUAGGCUUUUUGGCCUGACAAUUGGCCUGUAUCGUUCUCGCUCUUGCGCGGCAUGUAAUAAUUAAUCUGCUGAUAAGCCAGUCCAUUGACGAAGGUUUCGGAGCCAUCAAUAUUUCUUCCUACCAAUUCCUCUUUUUCCUUCGAUUUUUCCAGUGAAUAUUAACUUUAGUAUCCUGUAUCUGCAACCUCUCAUUAUAUGUCCCAGAUAUUUAAGUUUUCUCGUUUUUAUCAUCUUAAUUAAGUCAUCUUUGCAUUGAACUACUCUGUUUAAGACUUCUCUGUUUGAAAUGCGUUGAACCCAUGAUAUUCUGAGCAUUCUACGAUAUGACCUCAUCUCGAAGGCUUCUAAUUUGUUCAUCAUAUUAACCUUCAUUAUCCAGGUUUCACAUCCAUAUAGUAAUACAUGAUACACAUAGCAUUUUAGGAACUUGAUUCUUAGUUGUAUGUAAGUUCAGCUGAGAAUUGCUCAGAAUGGAUCUGUUUCAUAAAUGCUCCUCUUGCAAUUUCUAUACGAGUUUUGAUUUCUUCAUCCGGAUUUAUUGUGUCAUUUAUCAAACAUCCUAGGUAUUUAAAAUGGUUAACUUUGGUAUCGGUUCAUUACUGACAAUUAGUUGCAUAGGGCCGACGUCUUGUUUACUAACUACAAGUAACUUCGUUUUUGUUGUAUUAAUGCUAAGUCCGUUAUUGGAGCAUUCCCUAGUGACUCAAUCUAUAAGGAAUUGAAGACCUUCGAUACUUAAGCCAUAAUCUGCAUAUCUGAUGUUGUUAAUAGUUUCUCCCCCGAUCCGAACUCCUCGUUGCCCUUUCAAGGCUUCGUUAAAAAUUAUUUCUGAGUUAACGUUAAACAAAAGUGGGGACAACACAUAGCCCUGCCUGACAUCUCUUUGAAUGCAAAUGUUGUCUGUUUAUUUGCUGUUUACCAGGAUAGAAGCUUCUUGAUUCCAAUAUAUGUGUUGUAAAAGUCUCAGAUCUUUAUCAUCUAUUCAAAUCAUUUCUAGAUAUUCAAACAGCCUAUCAUGUUGAACCCUAUCAAAUGUCUUCUCAAAAUCUAUAAAGCAGAUUUAAAUUGUUUCUGCACUUCACAUGAUCGUUGAAGUAACGUUCCAAGUAAAACCUUACAUAAGUGUGAAAUUUGUUUUAAGCAGUUUACGCAGACAAGCAAUAGGGCUUUUCAACGAUUCUCAUUAGUUUCGAACUUCUAUCAUAUGUUGUAUCUCUCUCUUCAAUCCUGACCCCCGGAGGGAGUGUAGUAGUCGACGUGAUGUCGUGUAUUGUCCGUCUCCAAAGAUCUGUCUCUGGUCAUUUCUUUUAACUCAUGCAUAGGUCUUUUGCAUAUUCUUGUGAUUUCAGAUCAUAUAAUACACAGAUUAUACAACAAACUACAUACAUGUUGUAUAAUAUGUGUAUAAUAUUAAUAUACGGCAUAAAUAUGCACCACCGGACACCGAAAUAUGACUGAAGCUCGAAACAAAUGAGAAUCGUUGAAAAGCUCUGGUUGAAUAGACAUAUGAAAGCGCACACCGAAGAUAAACCAUACGAGUGCGAAAUUUGUUGUAAGCAAUUUCGUGAAAAAGGAAUUUUGAAAUUUCAUUUGAGAUUGCACACUGGAGAAAAGCCUUACAAGUGUGGAAUUUGUUUUAAGCAGUUUACUCAAGCAAGUCAUUUGAAACCACAUAUGAGGGUGCACACUGGAAAAAAGUCUUAUACGUGUGAAAUUUGUUUCAAACAGUUCACUUAUUAGUCCAUGUGGUGAGACCGCUCCCGUCUGAAAAAAAUUUCUGAUUCGGUUUCUUUGUGGAUUCCCAUUCAAAAAUGUCCCCUUUAAACAAAUCGGAAGGGUGCCGGGCGGAAUUUUUGGGCAGAAAUUGUUUAAACAAUUUUUUUAAACAAAUACAAAAGAUCAUGUUUUCUUGCUCUGGAAUAUAUAUUUUUAGAUUUUUUGGUUCAAUCUAAACAAGAAAGGUAUCUUGUAAUUUUUCUCAGAAAUUGAUAGUUUUGGAGUUAUAGGCGAUUUAAAAUCUGAAA
Diabrotica virgifera virgifera (western corn rootworm) is the source of this 4645-nucleotide messenger RNA. Its product is annotated as zinc finger protein 226-like. Gene Ontology annotation, biological process: regulation of transcription by RNA polymerase II. The transcript has 2 exons. Gene Ontology annotation, molecular function: RNA polymerase II transcription regulatory region sequence-specific DNA binding; DNA-binding transcription factor activity, RNA polymerase II-specific. The record is from RefSeq and is a predicted model, not a curated record. The coding region runs from base 71 to 1636 and encodes 521 amino acids. Lineage: Eukaryota; Metazoa; Arthropoda; Insecta; Coleoptera; Chrysomelidae. Gene Ontology annotation, cellular component: nucleus.